Messenger RNA from Beta vulgaris subsp. vulgaris (sugar beet), 1745 nucleotides. Its product is annotated as farnesylcysteine lyase. Bases 55 to 1545 code for a protein of 496 amino acids. NCBI's taxonomy places the organism in Eukaryota, Viridiplantae, Streptophyta, Magnoliopsida, Caryophyllales, Amaranthaceae. Gene Ontology annotation, biological process: prenylcysteine catabolic process; prenylated protein catabolic process. The transcript is spliced from 5 exons. The record is from RefSeq and is a predicted model, not a curated record. Gene Ontology annotation, molecular function: prenylcysteine oxidase activity.
AUAAACUCCUAGUCUUCUUCAUCUUCUACUACCCAGUAUUCUGUAUAUUCCACCAUGAGAGCACCACAAUUUCUUCUACAAUGUCUUCUCUCUCUUCUCCUCCUUCCCUCCCACUCUCUCUCCUCCCCACCACCCUCCGCCUCCGUCUGCAUCAUCGGAAGUGGAAUCUCCGGCGCAUCUGUCGCUCAUUUCCUCCGCAAAUACUCGCCGGAAAAACCCUCGCCGAUCUCUACAAUUCGCAUAUUCGAUCGUAACUCCGUCGUCGGAGGUCGUAUGGCUACUAUCACCAUUGCUAACGAAACAUUCGAAGCUGGUGCUUCGAUUCUCCACCCUAAAAAUUACCACACGUCAAAUUUCACCGAAUUUCUUCACUUGAAGAAGAGAUUUUCGAAUGAUGAUGAUGAUUGUGAUUCUUUAGGGGUUUGGGAUGGGAAUCAGUUCGUGUUGAAGACGUUAAGAAGUUCGAAUUGGGGGUUUUCGUUUGUUAAUAAGGUUAUUUCUUUGGUUAAUUCGGUUAAGAUUUUUUGGAGGUAUGGGUUUUCUUUGCUCAGAAUGCAGAAUUUUGUUGAGGCUAUGCUAGGUAAUUUCCUGAAUUACUAUGAGGGCUUUGAUACAAGGCCUGUCUUUAAUGGUGUGGAGGACAUGCUCAAAUGGUCAGGUUUAUAUAAUCUCACCCGUCGGACAUUGGAAGAUGAAUUACUUGAUGCCGGCUUGUCCCCUCUUCUUAUAAAAGAGCUUGUCACGGUUAUUACACGGAUCAAUUAUGGUCAAAGUGUCAGCAUGAGUGGACUGGCAGGAGCAGUAUCUUUAGCAGGUUCAGGUGGUGGGUUAUGGGCAAUAGAAGGUGGCAAUUGGCAAUUGGCUGCAGGACUUAUUAAUAGUUCAGAUGUUGAUUUGCAUCUAAAUGAAGAGAUACAAUCUGUCUCCCACCUCGGAACUCAUUAUGAGCUUAAUUCAACUACAGGAAACAAUUAUGUUUGCCAAGUCACUGUUUUCGCUACACCACUCGAUGAACUAAAAGUUAGAUUUGACCCACCAAUAUCAGUUCCGGAGAGGAAGAUGCAGCACACUCACACUACUUUUAUCAGGGGCUUGUUGAAUCCUGCAUAUUUUGGCUUGACAAGAGUUGGGGAUAUUCCAGACCUGGUUGGCACCCUUGAGAAUUCCAACAUUCCCUUUUCAUGUAUAUCUGUCCUAAAGAAACACAAGGAAGAUAUGACAUACAAGAUGUUUUCACGCAAACCUUUGGAUGAUGCAUUGCUUGAUCAAAUAUUCAGCAUUAGGAAGGAGACUAUUCACAUCGAUUGGGCCGCAUAUCCUCACUAUGAAGCUCCAGAGGCAUUUGCACCCUUUAUAUUGGAUGAUACACAUUUGUAUUAUGUUAAUGCCUUUGAGAGUGCAGCUAGCGCAAUGGAAACGGGUGCAGUUUCCGGUGAGAAUAUAGCACGUUUAAUCUUGUCAAGACUUUAUGCUGAAGCAUAUUCAAAGUCACCUAAUGUAAAGAGCGCCACUUGCAGCAGUAGUGAUCUACGCUCGGAAUUAUAGUCUCAUGCAUAUAUUUUGGAGGAUUACGAUGUAAUGUACAUAUGUAGCAGUAGCAUUGUACUAAUUUGUAUAUUGCGGGUCAAAAUCAUGUAUCAGAGAUGUUAUGUUUGAAAUUUUUAUGUACAAGAGUAUAAAUAAUGGUGGUGGCUACAAAACUGGUCUUUGCUACUGUGGUGUAAGAAUAAGCUUCUUGUUUUAUU